Molecule: messenger RNA, 1584 nt
Organism: Helianthus annuus (common sunflower)
Lineage: Eukaryota; Viridiplantae; Streptophyta; Magnoliopsida; Asterales; Asteraceae
Product: 3-ketoacyl-CoA synthase 5
Exons: 1
Coding region: 58-1473 (471 amino acids)
Biological process (GO): fatty acid biosynthetic process
Cellular component (GO): membrane
Molecular function (GO): acyltransferase activity, transferring groups other than amino-acyl groups
Source: RefSeq, a predicted model, not a curated record
UUCAGUUCAUUCUUAGCUCAUCCCUCCCCACACAUAUAUCCCAUUGUCUUCUUCACAAUGUUGAAGUCUUCAAAACAAUUUUACAACUAUCUCAUCAUGACCCUGAUCUUGGCAUUCUUCAUGCAAACAUUCAACCAAUCCUUACAUCACCUUCUUAACCAUCUCACUUUAAUCCACACGCUCACUUUCACUUUGCUAAGCAUCUCCCUUCUCACAUUCUACAUUAUAAACAAACCACGAACCGUCUACCUCAUCGAUUUCGCUUGUUUCAAGCCACCUUCCACCUUCCGUGUAUCAUAUGCAACCGCGAUUGAACACGGUCAGAUUAUCUUAGCCUCACAGCCCAAAAGCAUUGCUUUUCUGGUCAAGAUCUUUGAGAGAUCUGGCUUGGGUGAAGAAACAGUUUUACCACAUACGUUACACUAUCUUCCACCAAACCCUAGCAUGAUGGAUGCUAGAGACGAGUCAGAAUCGGUCAUUUUCUCAGCCAUGGACUCUUUGUUACAACAAACUGGAAUCAACCCUAAAGAUAUAGAUAUCUUGAUCGUAAACUGUAGUCUUUUCGCACCAACUCCUUCUCUUUCAGCCAUGGUGGUUAACAAGUAUAAGAUGAGAAGCAAUGUAAAAAGUUAUAACUUGUCCGGAAUGGGGUGUAGUGCGGGGUUAAUAUCGAUAGAUCUUGCAAAACGUCUACUUCAAGUCCACCGCGAAUCCUAUGCAGUUGUAAUAAGUACUGAAAUUCUUACUCCUAAUUCUUAUAGGGGUAAAGAAAGAUCGAUGCUCCUCCCAAAUUGUCUUUUCAGAAUGGGAGGAGCAGCGAUUCUUUUGACCAAUAAAAGGUCACAAAGUACACAUGCAAAAUACAGUCUUUUGCAUGUGAUACGGACCCACAAAGGGUCAGAAGAUAAAUCUUACCAUUGUGUUACCCAAGAAGAAGACAGUGAAGGACAUGUUGGGAUAGCUUUAAACCUAGAUCUCAUGGCGAUCGCGGCCAACUCUUUGAAGUCGAACAUAAGCACCAUCGGACCAUUGGUUCUUCCGGUAACUGAGCAACUCUUGUUUCUUUUUAAUCUUUUGGGAAGAAAGAUGUUUAAACUUGACUUGAAACCCUAUAUUCCUGACUUCAAAAAGGCAUUUGAUCAUUUUUGUAUUCACGCGGGUGGACGUGCGGUUAUUGACGAGCUUCAAAAGCGUCUGAAGCUGUCGUCAGAACACGUUGAAGCGUCACGGAUGACGCUUCACCGGUUUGGAAACACGUCUUCCUCUUCAUUGUGGUAUGAGUUAGGAUAUAUGGAAGCAAAAGGGAGGAUGAAGAAAGGAGAUAGGGUUUGGCAAAUAGGGUUUGGGAGUGGGUUUAAGUGUAACAGUGCAGUGUGGGAAUGUAACCGGGAAAUUGAAGCUACCAAAAAUGGUGCAUGGGCUGAUUGCAUUCAUAGGUACCCUGUAAAUGAGCCAGAAAUUGUGAAGCUUUAAGAGAAGGAUGAUUAUAUGAUUUGGAGAAACUUUUAAUAAAAAAAGAUUACUGGUGUUUAACUGAUUAUAGUCUUAUUAUUGUUUAUAUAUAAAUAGCAAACUUAUAAUUCA